Xenopus laevis (African clawed frog) is the source of this 972-nucleotide messenger RNA. Its product is annotated as olfactory receptor 1-like. The transcript has a single exon. The record is from RefSeq and is a predicted model, not a curated record. The coding region runs from base 1 to 972 and encodes 323 amino acids. Lineage: Eukaryota; Metazoa; Chordata; Amphibia; Anura; Pipidae.
AUGGAUUAUGUCUGGAAUAUCUCAGUAUCAAGAGACUUCCAUCUCCUAGCAUUUUCCAGUUCUGAAGAACAUCAUCAUAUUAUUUUUAUUGGGCUGUUACUAAUGUAUCUACUGGCUAUGCUUGGAAACUUGCUGAUUAUUGUGCUCGUGAGUCUGGUAUCCCAACUGCAAACUCCAAUGUACUUCUUUCUGUGCAACCUGGCAGCCCAGGACAUUAUCUCUGUCUCUGCCAUCCUACCCAAACUAAUGACCAUCACCUUUUUAGGGGAAAAGAGCAUUUCUUUUUAUGGCUGCAUAACACAACUAUUUCUUUACAUAACUUGCACUGAUGGUGAUUUUAUCCUGUUGGCCAUCAUGGCUUAUGACCGAUAUGUGGCUAUUUGUAUCCCUCUGCGUUAUCAUCUGAUUAUGAGACCCAGGUUCUGCAUCCUAUUGGUGACAACAUCUUGGGUGUUCUGUGCCACCACUGCAAUGCGCUAUGCUUUGCUUAUAUCGCAUUUGUCAUUUUGCAGGCUUAUUAAAAUAAAUCAUAUAUUUUGUGAAAUCAUAUCCUUGGUGGAGCUUUCCUGCAGUGAUACAACCCUCAUAAAAGCAUUAAUUACAGCUGAUGUACCAUUAAUUGGGAUUUUUCCAUUUGUAUUGAUCCUAACAUCCUAUGUAUACAUCGUAUAUUCUAUCCUGAAAAUGAGAACCUCAGCUGCAAGGGUCAAGACUUUCUCUAGCUGUUCUUCACAUAUCAUAAUUGUGUUACUGUACGGUGGUUCAGGCAUUAUCUUGUACAUGAAACCAGUCUCACAAAACUCUCGAGAAGCAGACAAGAUGUUUUUCCUUAUUUACUUGGGUUUUAUUCCAAUGUUAAACCCAUUGGUGUACAGCCUAAGAAACAGACAGGUUCAGGAUGCUUCAAAAACAAUAUUUACCAAAUGUCUGUUAAAUUAUCUGUGUAAUUAUUGGUUACCAAAGGUUGCUUAA